AUGGCUCUGGAAACCCCGGUCGGAGCGUUCCCGAUCGCAGGAAUCAAUAAUGCCUCUUCAGCGGCUUCUUCAGCAGAUCGACCGCCUCCAGCCAGCCCCGUCUUACCCCACAAACAGGCCAAUGGAUCCACUCAUGCGCGAUCAUCACAACAAUAUGUUUCUUUCAACGGCAGUAGCAACGGUGCUGCCUCUACUACCAAUGCCAUCAACAAUAAUAACAGCAGUAGUGGCGUCACGAAUACCAAUCUUAACAGUAUUCAUACAGCCGGUGACAACCUUGCCCAGCAUCUGAACCAACAACAACAACAGCAGCAACAGCAACAGCAGGCAGCACCGAUCCGGUACUCGUUUGCGCACAGAGCCACCAACCCACCCGACGCUGCUGCCAGCUGGAAACCUACAAUGUCUUUGGAUCUCAUUUCACCCGGAGCUAGUCCCUUAACAUUGGCCACGAGGGAGAUGUUUACUAUCCGAGAACCUCUUCCUGUGUUCUACUUGGAAAAGAACUAUGUCGUCCGAGCUAGUUUGCCAAGAUCGUUCUAUAUGAUCAUGGCCCAGCAUGGUAUCAAGCACUGCAUUGUGUUUGAUUUCCCUGUUGGCAGCAAGUGGUGGAGUGAACUCUCUGGGUUGAGAAAGAGCACGUACGUUGAUAUCAAGGCCGAGAACUCGUCGGAGCGUUGGGAACUGCACCUGAAGCCAACGCGCGACCGAUCUAACAUCUUUGGAUAUAUUUGCAAGCACGAUUACCUGGCAAAUGUGAUCAACGGCCAAAAGAUGAACUUGCUUCACAAUAGGAAACUACCACUCGUCCUGGAUCUGGACGACACUCUCGUUCGGCUCAUUGGCAAUGAACGCACCCGAUAUGUCUCUGAAGCCGAUGCCAUGACUGUUCCUACAAGGAUCCGCACGUUGAAAGAUAGACGACAAGUGGUUUUGACGGACCAUGUGGAGGAGUUUUUGGAAUGGGCUUGCAGAUUCUAUGAGAUCUCUGUCUGUUCACUUGGUGAGCAGAGCUAUGUGGAACAGGUGGCGGAUGUGCUGGACCCGCUGAAGACACGGAUACGAGGACUCAAAUACUCGGCACGUCAGGAGUAUGAUUUCUUGAACCCUGUUGUCGUUGUGCCACCUACAACGGCAGCAUCCCCUGCACUGACAGCACCCGCACCAGGUGGUGCUCAACCUAACGGACAGGUCGACGCCACUACAUCUUCCACUUCUACGGCAUCAUCAUCAACAACGGCAGCUGCCGCAUCAACUUCAACAUCAACAUCAACAUCGACACCACCACCAGCAGCGACAACGACAGCGGCAACGACGACGACGCCACCUUCGCCAGUCUCGGCCGCUGGUCUUUCAACAGCAACAAUCACUGCAGCUGCUAUCGCAGCCACACAGCCCCCCACACCACCCAAGGACUUGCUUUCCUUGUACGCCUUCUGUGCUGCGAACAAACCCCCCACGGAUGGGUUACCUGAUAUCGGCACAGGGUUCUCGCUCCCCCUCAUCUUGGACGAUCUGACUCAGAUGUGGCCUCCAGACCAACACGACAAUGUGAUUGUGGUCAAGGAGCAACGUGGGGCUUCGGUCUGGACUGUGAAUCUGUUCCCGAUGGUUCAACAUGUCUUGAUGGCGGUCCAUUCCGAAUUUUUUAGGGCUUAUGAUCAGUGGGUUCAGGCUCGACAGGCGGCUGUUGCGUCGAUUACUAUUGGCGGCGCGCCACCAGCUACAGGACUCUCUGGAAGUGAGGCAGUAGGGGGAGCGAUAGAUUUCACGGCGACGACGGCGGCCAAGACGGCGUUCUUGAACAUGCCUGUUCCUUCGCCUAUUGGGUGUUAUAAGGAGUGGUUGAGAGGGUCUUUGAGCAAUCAGAUUAGCUUGACGUAUGCGGCUCCACCGGCCCAUUUGGUUACGCAGGUGGCUCAGCAGCAUCAGCAGGCUGCUGCUCAGCAGGCCCAGCAGCAGGCCCAACAACAGGCUCAGCAACAGGCCCAGCUAAAUAGUCAGCAUCCUCAACAGGCUCAGCAACCACCUCAGCAUGUUCAGCAACCACAGCCACAGCAACAACAGCAACAGGGAGGACAACAACCUCCUCAGCAGCCUCAAGCCUAG
Messenger RNA from Linnemannia hyalina, 2109 nucleotides. The record is from the annotation of a GenBank genome assembly. Lineage: Eukaryota; Fungi; Mortierellomycota; Mortierellomycetes; Mortierellales; Mortierellaceae.